AUAAUAUAUAUUAUAUAUGAUAUAACUGCCAUAUACACCUAUAUGAUAUUCUUUUCUUAGGCUUUUAAAUUUUGGCAGAAACAAUAACCCUCCACCAUCGCUUGAAUCAUGUCAUCAUAUACAAAGAGAAUCAUUCAGUUGAUAAACGCCUCCACUUCUCCUUCUCACAUUCGUCAGAUCCAAGCUCAGUUCAUUCUCAGAAACCUCCUCAAAAACCACUUCAUAGCUCACCAUUUCAUCAAUGCCUGCAACUCUUUAGGCCUUUUAAACGAUGCCCACGCCUUCCUCCUUCUUUCUAAACCUCCCCCUCAUGUCUUCCUUUACAACACCCUCUUUAGAGCCUUCUCCCACUCCAAAACCCCACACCUUCCUUUUUCUUUAUAUGCCCACAUGCAAUGCGCCUCGGUUUUGCCUAAUAACUACACCUUCCCUUUCCUUCUCAAGUCCCUAGCCGAUUUCCAGCUGCUCCAGAAAGGACAAAUCGUUCACGCCCAUGUUUUAAAAUUGGGUCAUUCCCAUGAUAUUUAUAUACAGAAUUCCCUGAUGAAUAUCUAUGCUUCGUCUGGUGAAAUGGGGUUAUGUCGCCAAGUGUUCGAUGAAAUGCGUGAUAGAGAUGUCGUUUCGUGGACUAUUUUGAUCACGGGGUUUAGAAAUGUUGAAAAAUUUGAUGAUGCUUUGAUUGCUUUUGAGCAAAUGCAGUAUGCAGGUGUGGUGCCUAAUAGGGUGACUAUGGUGAAUGCCUUGGCUGCCUGUGGUGGUUUUGGUGCUUUUGAGAUGGGGGUUUGGAUUCAUGAUUAUAUAAUGAAAAACAGAUGGGAAUUGGAUUUGAUCCUUGGGACUGCUUUGAUUGAUAUGUAUGGAAAAUGUGGGAGGAUUGAAGAAGGGUUGAAAGUUUUCCAUAGCAUGGAAAAGAAGAACAAUUUUACGUGGAAUGCUGUUAUCAACGGACUAGCUUUAGCCAAAAAUGGUGAGCAGGCCAUUUGGUGGUUUAAUAGGAUGGAACAAGAAGGGUUUAAGGUUGAUCAUGUAACUUUAGUUGGGGUGCUUUCAGCUUGUAGUCGUUCGGGUUUGAUCGAUAUGGGUCGACAAAUAUUUAUUUCUUUAGUCGAAGGGAGAUACAGAUUCUUGCCCGAGGUUAAACAUUACGCAUGUAUGAUUGAUCUCUUGGCACGGGCAGGAUGUCUUGACGAAGCUUUUCGAGUUGUGCAGGAAAUGCCUUUCGAACCUUCAAAGUCCAUUUGGGGAUCAUUGCUGGCUGGUUGUAGAGCUCAUGGAAAUUUGGAAUUGAGUGAGAUAGCUGCAAAGAAACUUAUGGAGUUGGAGCCAAGUAACAGUGCUUACUAUGUUGUGUUGUCCAAUUUGUAUGCCGAUAUGGGGAGAUGGGAUGAUGCUGAGAAAGUGAGAACAUUGAUGAAAGAGAAGGGGUUGAAGAAAGACCUUGGUUUUAGCUCUGUGGAAUGGGAAUCCCAGGGACAAGUUUAUGAAGUAUUAGCAUAGUGAAUUCCCUUUAAACUUGUAUGUCAAGAAUGAUCUUACUCAUUUCCUUCGAUCUUCGUUGAAACGGAAAGGUCUGCUCCGCUUGGAUCGAGUUCUAAAUCUUGGAUAUGAGGAAACUUUGCUCCUCUGGUUGAGCUGUUUUGGAGGAAAGCACUCAAGCAAUUUGCAGUGUAUAUCAUGAAAUCAUGAAAGUUUAUUCGAUGGUCUGCUGACUAUUAGCAACAUUAUUUCAAGGUAUAGGAUUCUCUAUAUUUUAUGAGCAUGUAACAUGAUACUCAGACCUCACUGCAGUGACUCAGAAUGAUUGACCAUUUAUAAAGUUUGAAAGGUACAGAGCUUUUGAUUAACUAUGAUCAGUCCGAUUUCUAUUUGUCAUUUGUUUCAAGGUUCAUUUGUUAAAUGAACUGAACACGAACAAAGUUUGUUAAGCUCUUUUAUAUUUAUUUCAUUUUAAAACUUGUUUAAUAAAUCAUCUAAAAUUCAUUUAAAA
Gossypium arboreum is the source of this 1987-nucleotide messenger RNA. RefSeq names its product pentatricopeptide repeat-containing protein At5g66520-like. Gene Ontology annotation, biological process: RNA modification. The transcript has 2 exons. Lineage: Eukaryota; Viridiplantae; Streptophyta; Magnoliopsida; Malvales; Malvaceae. The record is from RefSeq and is a predicted model, not a curated record. Bases 109 to 1497 code for a protein of 462 amino acids. Gene Ontology annotation, molecular function: RNA binding; protein binding.